GGCUGGCUCUCACCAACUGAGUCUCUCUGCGUCCUUAGGAAACGACGGACAAGGUGUAUCUGCCCGUUCAAAAAAGACACAGUUCCUCUUUCUUUGUGCUGUCCCAAGUCUGUCUCCGGUCAGGCGCAGAUUACAAGGCUGAUCGACAGGUUGUCCAGACUCCCACCUUCAAGAUGGUCAACAUCACGGAGAAAAUCAAAGAGAUCGAGGCCGAAAUGGCCCGAACUCAGAAAAACAAAGCCACAGAGUAUCACCUUGGUUUAUUGAAAGGAAAACUCGCCCGGCUACGAGCACAACUACUCGAGCCAGCAGCUGGGGCUGGCUCCGGUGGUGGUACAGGAUUUGACGUCUCGAAAUCGGGGGAUGCUCGAAUAGCCCUGGUUGGCUUCCCUUCAGUGGGUAAAUCAACGUUUCUUUCCAAAAUCACAAAGACCAAGUCCGAGGUGGCGGCAUACUCGUUCACCACCCUCACGGCCAUCCCCGGUGUGCUCGAGUACGGCGGUGCAGAGAUCCAGAUUCUGGAUCUACCUGGAAUCAUCGAAGGUGCCUCUGAGGGAAAGGGAAGAGGGCGACAGGUCAUCAGUGCGGCAAAGACGUCUGACCUCAUCCUAAUGGUUCUCGACGCGACUAAACGCGCUGAACAACGCGCUCUGCUCGAAGCCGAGCUCGAAGCCGUCGGCAUCCGGCUCAACCGCGAACCGCCCAACAUCUACCUAAAAGCCAAGAAGGCCGGCGGGAUGAAAAUCACCUUCCAAUCCCCUCCCAAGUACCUGGACGAGAAGAUGCUGUACAACAUCCUGCGGGACUACAAGAUGUUGAACUGCGAAGUGCUCGUGCGCGACGAGAACGCCACGGUCGACGACUUUAUCGACGUCAUCAUGAAGGACCACCGCAAGUACAUCCGGUGUCUAUACGUGUACAACAAGAUCGACAGCGUCACCGUCGAGUACUUGGACGAAUUGGCCCGCGAGCCGCACACGGUGGUCAUGUCGUGCGAGCUGGAUCUGGGCGUCCAGGACGUGGUGGAGCGGUGCUGGCAGGAGCUGCGCCUGAUGCGCAUCUACACCAAGCGGCAGGGCGUGGACCCAGACUUUGGCGAGGCGCUCAUUGUCCGCAGCGGCAGCACGAUCGAGGACGUGUGCGACCAGAUCCACCGCACGUUGAAGGAGACGUUCAAGUAUGCGCUGGUCUGGGGCGCCUCGGCGAAGCAUAUCCCGCAAAGAGUUGGGCUGGGUCAUGUCGUUUCGGAUGAGGACGUGGUGCAGGUGGUGAGUGCGUGGAAAGCUUGAGGUUGCUCCGUGGCUCGGGUGUGUUUCAGCGAUGGAUUGCUAGCAAGAGGCACGGCGGGUUUUCAUGGCAAUGAAUGCAGCAGCAAGAGGUCACUACCAUGUGGCCAUCUACAUCAGGUUCUUCUGGCAGGCAGUUGAUUUCGAAAAGGCCCAGGGCUUGGCAUGGCUCCCAUUGGUGUUUGCGGCACGCCUGCUUCUAACUGUUUAUCC
Messenger RNA from Cladophialophora immunda, 1499 nucleotides. RefSeq lists its product as uncharacterized. Gene Ontology annotation, biological process: cytoplasmic translation. Gene Ontology annotation, cellular component: cytoplasm. The record is from RefSeq and is a predicted model, not a curated record. The transcript is spliced from 6 exons. Bases 174 to 1289 code for a protein of 371 amino acids. Lineage: Eukaryota; Fungi; Ascomycota; Eurotiomycetes; Chaetothyriales; Herpotrichiellaceae. Gene Ontology annotation, molecular function: GTPase activity; GTP binding.